GGAGGAACGCAUAAUUGCGGCGUUGCAACGGCCUGGCCUCAGGCCGAUCCAGGCCGUUGCGGGCCUAAAAUUUAUGGCUGCGGCGGCUGGCUUUGCCCCGGCCAAUGACGAUCGCCGGGCCAAGGUCGGCUGCUCAUUAUUCGACGCUCCGACGCCAACGCCAACACCAGAAGACAAGCAAUCAAGCGCUGCUCCUGCUCCUGCUGCAUGCGCGACAUGGGCGGUUGGUUCUAGCUGGGGAUCUUACCACCAGGUUGAGCGUCGGCUAGCUGUCAUUGCUCCCCGUUUGCCUCCCCUGUCAUGCUGGCGACUGUCUCUCCGAUCUCUCCGCCAUCCUUUCUCUCUUUCCUGCAACCCACCUGGGUUAGGUAGUACGCUUUGUCGCAAUGGCCUUCUAUGACGAUCCUGGGAGUGAUUCCCAGCCAUUUGGAAGACCCCCAAAAUCCUACGAGGGGGGAAUUGCCGGACCGCGACGACCAAGACUUGUGACCGACUACGGCUCAUCGCUGGUACAAUGGAUGCGCAACCGGAAACCCCGAUACCAAGGAGGUCAUCAGCUCGAGGUGGAAAGGCCUAGUGCCAGCUAUGUGGUGGAUAUGCUACCCCCACUCGCACGAGUUCACUCUCCCGCGGACACCAUCCCAGUGCGACAUUUACACCAGUCGAUCGGAAAGUCGAAAAAGCCGAUUACUGUCGUAAGAUGGACGCCGGAAGGAAGGCGUCUUCUGACGGGUGGCCAUACCGGCGAAUUCAUGUUAUGGAAUGGAACCGCCUUCAACUUCGAAACGGUCAUGGAUGCACAUUACGAUCAGCUGCAAGCUGGAGUAACUUCUUUAGCAUGGUCUCACAGCCACGAUUGGUUGAUAUCCGGAGGACAGAAAGGUGAUGUGAAAUACUGGCGACCCAACUUUAACAAUGUCGAGACGAUCGACGAUGCGCACCAUGACGCUGUUCGCGAUCUAGCAUGGUCUCCCAGUGAUACCAAAUUCCUUUCGGCAUCUGAUGACACCACCCUGAAGAUCUUCGACUUCACCGCGAGGACUUGCGAUACCGUUCUUACUGGUCACAACUGGGACGUGAAAUCCUGCGAUUGGCACCCCACAAAAGGCCUUCUUGUCUCUGGAUCUAAGGAUCACCAGGUCAAAUUUUGGGAUCCACGCACUGCAAGAUGCUUAACAACCCUCCACAGCCACAAGAAUACCGUCACUGCAACGAGGUUCUCUCGGGUUAACAAUAACCUUCUAGCAACAUCCUCUCGGGAUCAAACAGCGAGAGUCUUUGACCUGCGCAUGAUGCGGGAUAUCUGUAUCCUUCGAGGCCAUGAGAAGCCCGUAUCAUCUUUAACAUGGCAUCCUAUCCACAGCUCACUCAUUUCUACUGGUAGCGAGGAUGGCUCACUCCACCAUUACUUACUUGACGAACCAAAUUUGCCCUCGGGACAGAUCCCUACGAUCGCGCCAUAUGACAGUCCUGACCCGGCUAACACGCCAGCUCAGGUCAUCUAUCCUGCCCACAAGAUACAAUACGCACAUGGUGCCACUAUCUGGUCCCUUGACUGGCAUCCUUUGGGCCAUAUUCUUGCGUCCGGAUCUAAGGAUAAUUUCACACGGUUCUGGUCCCGGGCUAGACCUGGGGAGACUAGUUACAUGAAAGAUAGGUUCCACAUCGGAGAGGAGGCCGCGGAGGCCCAGGGAACCUGGAGUCGGGGCUUUGGAAGGCGACAGAUGCGAGAAGAAGAGGAACAGGAGCUUCAGGACGAGGCCGAGAGCUUGGUCGACCAGAGGAAACCUACUGGGAUGUCUCUUCCUGGAAUUCAAUUCGCACCACCUGGCGCUGCACCUCAGCAAGACGGAAUGGGUUCGUUAUUGCCAGGAAUUGGCGCUCCACAGCCUCCACCUCAGCCUGGGUUUUCCAAUUCCAUGCCCCAGAUGGAUCCCGGGCGUCUGGCAGCCCUGUUGUCUACCCAACCACCCCCUCAACAGAACAAUUUUCCUCCGCCGGGUGGCUUGCCUGGGUUUCCCAUGCACCCUGCCAUGUCAGGGACCCCUCCAGUGAACGUUGACCUUGCGGAGCUACAGAAGCAGCUUAUGUCCCAAGGAAUAUCUUUGCCGCACAAUUUUGCCCCGCCGAACUUUCCUGGCAUGCCCGGGGGUCUUCCCGGCCUGCAAGGGAGCGGUACGCCCGAUCAUGGAUAUGGAAGAUAAUCCCACUUGAGGUCUCUGAUGUUCAUACUUGGUAGGCCUGGAUAGCUGGCGUAAUGGCAGGCUUCUGGCAUGGCAUUUACAUCCUUCAAGCCCCAGUCUUUCUCGAAUGUAUCAUAGUCGGCUCCUAAAGGAAACUGCGCCGUCGAGCGUAAUAUGAUGGUGAUAUGCGUGGGACCAGUUGUCAAGACGGCAUGUCUGGGUGGUAACUGAUGAUUCCCGCCUUCGUUCAUAGUCCACCUUGCAUCGGAAAACUGGAGAGGAUAAGGACCAACACAUUGAUACCACCCCAUACAAGGGGGAUCCAGGUUGACAUUCUGAAAUUGCCUGCUUCGUAG
Molecule: messenger RNA, 2539 nt
Organism: Aspergillus sclerotioniger CBS 115572
Lineage: Eukaryota; Fungi; Ascomycota; Eurotiomycetes; Eurotiales; Aspergillaceae
Product: WD40 repeat domain-containing protein
Exons: 4
Coding region: 387-2204 (605 amino acids)
Cellular component (GO): mRNA cleavage and polyadenylation specificity factor complex
Molecular function (GO): protein binding
Source: RefSeq, a predicted model, not a curated record